AUGCCAAGCAUCGCCGCUUUUGGUGAUACAGCAUCCGUGGACGCGGUCUUGGACGGCCUGCAGCGCCUCGGGGUGAAGCUGGUGCGCACCUGGGCGUUCAACUACCACUCACCCUCGGCCCCAGGGGUCUACUCAGACACCGAGCUGAGGGGCCUGGACUACGUGGUGGCUGGCGCGCAGCGCCGCGGGAUGCGCGUGAUCCUGGCCCUCGGAAACUUCUGGACGCCGCACAAUUUCAAGGGCCCCGAGGAUUGGGUGGCCUGGGCGCGCGGCGGACCAGGCGGCGCCAACGGCAGCUGGACGGGCGACAUCGUGGAUUUUUACAGGGACCCCUCUGUGCGUCAGCUGUACAAGGAGCACAUUGCCUUCAUGCUGUCCCGCACCAAGACCUUCAGCGGCCGCACCUACUCAUCAGACCCAACGGUCUACGGCUAUGAUGUCAUCAACGAGCCCAGGUGUCCUGGCUGCGCAGCCGCUGACCUGGCAGCCCACCUGGACUGGCUUAGUGACGUCACGGCGUUCACGCAGGGGCUGGUCAAGUCGGGGGCGCUGGUGCUGGCCGGUACUGAGGGCUUCUUCACGCCAGAGGCGUCGGGCCACCUUGUCGCGCCCGGCUGGCGCCCCUGGGCAGUGGGCGCCCGGCGCGGGCUGCACAGCGUGCGCGUGUGCCGCGGACCGGCUGGGUCGGCGGUUGCAGGUGGCAAGCAGGUCACCGGCGGGGUGACGUAUGCUGGGGGGGCCGUGGGCGGUAACGGCGCAGGGGCCCCCACUGUGCGUGACAACCUUUUGUCUGAAAACCCUGGUGCUGGGGCCGGCUGUGAGGGGGAGGAUGUCAUGCAGAUCUCACAGCUGGGGGCAGUCGGCGCCAUGACUGCGCACAUCUACUGGAGGAAGCUGCAGCUGUACACUGACUUGGCAGCAGGCAUGGGAAAACCCUUCAUCGCGGAGGAGUUUGGGUUAACGCAGCGCUUCUUUGACCUUGAGCAGCGCAAGGUGGUCUUCGCCAUCGUCCUCAGCCGCCUGGUGCAGUCCAAGAGGGAGGGCAAGGGCUUCAUAGCCGCCCUCUUCUGGAACGCGGCGCAGCCGAACAUGGCCAACGGUGACGGCUACGAUGUCCAGGUCACCAAACCGCCUUCUGGCGCCACCGUUAGCCUCGCCAACCCGCCUCCACCGCCCUCUGCCGCCGGGGCUGGCAACACCACUGCUGACGAGGCGGCCGCCAUGUCGCCUGCCGCCUCGCCUGGGUCGCAUCAGUACGGGCGGCGGAUGCUGAGGGAAGCGGCAGCCGGUGAGGCGCAGCUUCUGCUGCCCGGGCCGUUCGGCACGAGUGGGCCUGGCGGCGUCACCAGACGCCUGUCCCAGGUGGCCGUGACGCCCGGAUAUGACGAGCUGGACACUUUCAGGCGCGCGUCGGCGCGCACCUCCUGCGCCAACGCGGCCGCAUACCACUGGUCCUUCAACAAGCCGCCUCAAACGGUGGACGUCACCGCGUGGCGGGCGCGCGUGGCGCCUGUGGAUAUCGUUGACAUAAUUGCGGAGGCGGCCGCCCUGCUGGCUGCAUAG
Molecule: messenger RNA, 1563 nt
Organism: Monoraphidium neglectum
Lineage: Eukaryota; Viridiplantae; Chlorophyta; Chlorophyceae; Sphaeropleales; Selenastraceae
Product: Putative mannan endo-1,4-beta-mannosidase 9
Exons: 12
Coding region: 1-1563 (520 amino acids)
Molecular function (GO): hydrolase activity, hydrolyzing O-glycosyl compounds
Source: RefSeq, a predicted model, not a curated record